UUGUUUUUGUUUCGGUGUGUAAAUAGGUACUAUCACGUGAUCUCCUGGGGAGUGCCACUUGUUGUUGCCAGUCUUCCGUUCAGUGAAAAUGCCUACGGACCCGCGGGACCCUGGUGCUGGGUUGCAGGCGAUGUUGAAAACAGUGCCAUAUGGAGGUUUGCGACCUACUACAUUCCUCUGUUUAUUUGCAUCAUUGGACUUUUCAUUGCUUACACAUAUAUCUUUGUCACUCACCGGCGAGAGGUUAAGCGAUGGGAAGGAGUUCACAGCAGGAACAGUGCAGCAGAAGAUGAACAGAGAAAGUUAUGGUUGAACCACAUUAAUUCAUUGAUGGCGUAUCCAUUCAUCUAUCUCGUCCUGUCAUUGGCUCCUUUUAUUCACAGAGUUUACAACGCCAUUUCUUCAGAACCAAGCUUCGUGCUCAUUCUUCUUCAUGUGAUUUCUAUUCCUCUGACAGGUUUGAUUAAUGCCAUUGCAUUUGGAAUUAACAAAGAAACCCUCAGCAGACUGAACUGGAGUGACAUGAAGACGGCUUUUCAGCAGCAUUUUCCCGUCGGGAACAUGAGAAUGGACUCGUCCAUGGGGGAGCAUAGACUUGGAGAACCCACUAAAACGAAUGACUAUCAGAUAUAGCAACCUGUCUUAAACAGGGCGGGGCUAGUGCAAGAAGAGCCUUGCACAAAUAAAUGGCUAUGAGGGGUUCAGAACCUAUUAAGACAAUCGUACUACUCAAGUGGCGCGCAUGGUCUUGUUUUAGAAUUAAAAAGUGUAGCAUAUAAAAUUUUAUUACACUCAGAAGCUUUUUCCUGCUGCUGAACUUAUAGUAUUAACGAGUAGGUAGGCUGGCUGUCAACAUUUAAAAGUCGUUUUCUUUUGUCUUGAAAGGUAAUAGGCCGCCAAAAUUAGACUUGAGACAAAACAACAAGAUUAAUUUCCCGGCCUGGGCAUUCUGUUAUAUAGGCUAUGAUAGAGUAUGGUUUUUCGGAGCAGUUUCGGUGUGAAACUGGGUCGAUAUAGAUUUUGACCAUCUCUUCUGAACCUAGUGUGGUUCGUUCAAGCUGGUCAAGAAUUAGGUAUAAUUCUUAAAAGAUACUUUAAUAAGGCACCACCAGAUUUACCGGGUUGGUGUGAGAAAUGUCCCUAUAUUUAGAUUUUGUAAAAUUUGCAAUGCGCAGUUAUGUAAACUAAUUAUGGCAGGGGCCGAGUGGGAAAUCAAAUUUUCCUGGUGCCUGCGGGAAAAAAAAUAGCAGGUUAUUAAAAUUUCGGAAUUGCUUUGUUGUAAA
Orbicella faveolata is the source of this 1283-nucleotide messenger RNA. Its product is annotated as cyclic AMP receptor-like protein A. Gene Ontology annotation, molecular function: G protein-coupled receptor activity. Gene Ontology annotation, cellular component: plasma membrane. Gene Ontology annotation, biological process: adenylate cyclase-activating G protein-coupled receptor signaling pathway; cell surface receptor signaling pathway. NCBI's taxonomy places the organism in Eukaryota, Metazoa, Cnidaria, Anthozoa, Scleractinia, Merulinidae. The record is from RefSeq and is a predicted model, not a curated record.